AGCACUAGAGUCUUUUAGAAAUCAGAAUUUCAGGAUUAUGUCAAAAGGAGGCUUGCUUAUUUGAUAGCCAGCUACAUCCUACAGCCUAGCCACCCAGAAUUUUACUUGAAUUUUGGGGUUCAUUCACAGGUGGAAUCUGUCACCUCCAACCAAUAAUUUGAUUUCUUUCUCUUGAUAUAUGAAAAUCUGGGGUGGGCAAUGGAUGGAAGAGAGGCGGCGGCAAGAACAGUAACAGAGAUGAGUGAUUAUUGAUGAUGAAGGAAAGGUGUUUGAUGGGGAUCCUGUUCUGCCGUCCAUUGAUGUGCCUCUGCAAAUCAUCUCCUCCUCAAUCCCAGCUGAAGUUGGAUAACACCCCCAGCCUCCCUUCUUCAACUGCUGUUUCUGCUGCUGGUGAAUUUGCAGCAGAGGUUAGUGAGGAGGUGAAGAAUCUGCAAGGGGUUAGUCUCCAAUCUGCCAUUAAUGGAGGCAGUAGAAGCUGCAUUAGGAAAGAUAGUAUUACAAAGCAAGUGGAGAUGAGGAGGAAGAAAAGGAAGAGUGUAAGGUGGGUGGAUUAUAGCAUGGGGCAAGAACUUGCUGAGAUCAAGGAGUUUGAAAGCAGGUGAGUUUUUGUUGUAAAUAUUAGUGACUUAAACUAGCUAUGUUAUUUUUUUUGUUCAACACAAAUUCAUUUCAUUCUCCAAAGUAUUGAUUUCUCAUCAUUUUAGAUUUGGUUUUUGUUAUUCAAUAUAAUUUUCUAUCUAGUUUCUAGAUAUUACAAUCACUAAAUUUCAUUUUUACUCGAUAAAUCGUUUUUCUUUUGCAAAAUAAUUUGGGAUGAAUGUAGGAUUAAUUUUUAAAUACUACAUUAUAAAAGGCCUAAUAUUAAUGAAAUUAGAUGACCAUUUAUGUUCAAAGGAUUUUACCUUAGAUUUUGCUUUAUGACAUUGAGUUAAACCUAAGCAAGAAUAAAAUUGGAAGUUUAGACACAAAGAAUUGUAUAGAUAAACCCUCCAAUUAAAUUAUUCGUUACUAAAUAGGGUAUAGGUAAUGUAAAUUCUUCUAUUUGAUAUUUAAAUGAUUGAAGAACAUACUUCCUCCGUUCUUAAAUAAGUGCAACACUUUUCAUUCUGGGCAGUUUCAUUAUAAAUGCAACACUUCUAUAUUUGGUAAGAAAAAAUAAUCACAAUGACUAUACUACCCCAACACUUCUUUUGUACGCUUAAUAAGUCAACCCAUCACCUCAAAUUAAAUCUCCACCCACCCACGAUAUAUCCACCAUCCAUUUUUCCACUGCGCCUAAUAAGCCUUUAAAUCUAUGAACUAAACCAUGUGCUCUAUUAGACAGAGAUGAGCGAACAAGAAGCCAUGAGGAAGAAGCCAUGUACUAGUAUGAAAGAGAGCUAAAUAGGAAAUGGAGCACUGCUGGUUUUAUUUAUUCCCUUUGAAAACCCUCCAACUCUCGUUUCUUGUCCACAUACGGACCCCUUUUUCUUCUUCCAUGCAUCUGGGCAUUCAUCUUCUUUUCCAUCUCUGUUAUUUUCUUCUCACGAUUUUAUAGCUCAAUUCAAGAAUUUGGAUGUUGAUGAGCUGAAUCGGCACACAAAUUAUGAAUCUCCAGCUUCGAAGGAGUUUUAACAUUUGUUGAACCAAUAUAGUGGCCAAUAAUACGAUUCAGGAUAUUAAAACUAAAUAUCUGUAGUUCAAAUGAUGUUAAACAAAUUCAGGAGAGCUGAAUCGAAACUAAAAUAUUGAAAGCAACGAUUAUUUGGUCUUUCCGGAGUAGAAGCUAAACCAGCAGAGAGAAGAAAAGUUGGGAAGUGAAAGAGAUAACUAUGUCAGAUAUGCCUGCUAAAAGCAAGGGCGAAUUCGGUAAAAAAGAUGUCCGUAUAGGUUUCUUAAAUCCUGUGCCCACAUGCUAGGUUGCAUUUAUAACCGAACGGAGGAUAGUACUUGUUAAGAUUUUGAGGCUUAUCGUAUGUCAACUUGAUAUGAGGAUUAGUCCAAUAUCUUAUACGGAGUAUAACGUCUUGUUGUUUUAUAUUGAGACAAAUACUUCAGGGAAACUGUUUUUGAGUUUUUUAUUCCUCUAUUUUGUUGUAUUUUUGUUAUCUUAUCUUCUAUCUUUUGUUUCUUGGUUAGUCCUUCAGUUUUUGAAUUCUCUAUUUCAUAGUAUAUUCUAAAUUGUAAAAUAUUUUUUACACACAUAUAUCUAAUACCCCCUCCGUAACUCAUUAUUGUCAGAAUGUGGUUCUUAUAGUAGCUCUAGAUGAUGAUACUAUGAUAGGUGAACUUUAGUGCUUCCAUUGAGCUAUAUUACCUUGCUUAAAUGAAAUCUCAAAUCUUAAUAUGGAAUUAGAGUUUAUUGAACUUUGUUCCCAUGAAUUACCACUGAACACCCAUACUUCAAAAGUGGUGGUGUACAAUGAGCUAUAUCCAUGUAAAGGCUUAUGUCACUGCUUGUUUUAUAUUCAUAAUGUAGCAUUGCUCUAUUUUGACAUGAACAAGUGUGCAGCGAAACAGGUGACAGUGAUAACGAAGAGGAAGAACGACAAUGUUUUUGCUUCAUUCUAUGAUGUUAUUAACUGGCUUCCUCUGGCUACAAAAUUAGUUGGACAUAUUUCUGAGCAGAAGAGUAGCUAGCUCAUCAGGAACCAGCACUGUUUCUGAUAUAUAGAAGAGCUGGGAUAUCCUUCCAAGUAGGAAGCGGGUUUCGUGUGAAAGUUCAUUCAAAGCCAUUUUUUGAAGCUAAAGCUCAAUUGGGAAGUGAUUUUUCUGGAUUAGCUGUUUGCUGCUGUGCACUAGAGUGGAGCUUUGACAUCUUUCUUUGUGCAAUUAUUGUUAGAUUCUAUUCCGUUUGAAAAAUCCUUAGGCUACCAUUCAUGUAAGUGGAUGGUUGUUAUCCUGUACAGAUCAAGAGCUACAAAGAACAGUUCAUUGUGCAGUAAUAAAGAUGUAAACCUUUUAGUGUUCUGACCUUGUAGCAAUGAAAUCAUCACAGUACCAUGUGCAAACCAAGCUUUCUUACAUGCAAUGAGUUGGUUACCACUGAAGUUGGAAGCUGACAAUGGUGGAAUCCUUGUGGCAAAAUAAUUCUGAAAAUGUACUACUCCGAUCCCACAAGAGAAACUAGUAUACAUCACAUACAUUAAUAUUGACUUUCAAACGGCCUCAAGCUAUUGGUGCAUGAAUAUUAUACUACACUUGUUGACAUUAUAUUAUUUGCCGAUAGAGUUGAGUGGUGUGUAGCCAAUUAAGGACAUAUUUGUAACUCUAGAUUUAGGGGGUGUUUGCAUCUAAUUCUUAACACUGCUUCUGCUCCUUUAGGGAGUAUAAGCAGAAGCUGGAGUGUUUGGGUGAAAAUAUAGAAGUGAUUCUAGUGCUCUAAUUUACUCAUAGAAUCAAUUUUUUUAGAAGUUGGGGGUGACAGCUUCUGAAAACUAAUUCUGAUUCAGCUACUACUUUAAAAAAGAAACAUUAUAAGAAUCAGU
Cuscuta epithymum is the source of this 3467-nucleotide messenger RNA. The record is from the annotation of a GenBank genome assembly. Lineage: Eukaryota; Viridiplantae; Streptophyta; Magnoliopsida; Solanales; Convolvulaceae.